GUAAAAUCCAUCCUUUGCCGAACUUUCAGAACUUGACGUUCAAUACUUCGUCUCUAAAUUGUAUAAUGAGCCUUUUCGGCCUUGGUGGUUCCAGUUUAGGAACCAGACCUAACCCUAGUCAACAAACAAAAGAUCUCCCCUUGUGCCCUGAAAUCUUAGCUACCGUUGAUCAAUUCAAGGCGUUUGUCUCAGAGCAGAAGAAGAUUCGCGAAGAGCUUGUCAACCUUUCACAACAGCCAUUGGUCAAACUCAAAGCUGAUUUAACUUCAAUGGUUCACCAAGUGUCUUCAGUAACUUCUGAACUUCGAUGCAUUGGAGCCCAACGCGACCGUUUAAAGGAAGAUGUUUUAAAAGAGGAAGGUUUCAUAGGCAUUGCCCAGAGAAAUUUUGAAUCCGGUUCUAAUUUCCAUUUGGAAAAUACCGCGACCACAGAAUACUUUCUGAACAAAUUGCUGGAAUUCGAUGUUCGAAUGCGGUCUUAUAAACAGGAAUUGGAAGUGUUGGAAGAGCAUGCCAACACACGAGCACGAUAUCAACUUUCUCCAAAAGCGUUGGUAUCUCUUCUUCGACAAAUGGAUAACGAAUUUAUCUGUUUGGCUGCUCAGCUGCAUUCGGUGUACGAACAAAUUAAGACUUUGAAGUCACGUUACCUUCGGAAUCAGCGGAUCACAAGUUCAGAUGGCCGCAAUCCUUUCUCUGACAUAGAGGCCUCAUGUUUGAAGCUAAGGUACUUGGAUGACAAUUCUGAUCGUGCCCUGUAUUCCCUAAAGAAAACUAUCUCUGCACGUACGCCUUACGGCCCAUCUCCGUUUUCCACCGUUCCUUCCGGUCCUGCCUUUUCUUUAACUUCUUUGGGCGGACAAACGGCUCAAUCGGCAAUAGUCCAACCUACAAACCUCCAAACAACAACCGUUUCGUCAGCUCCAGGUGUUUUUUCCACUGGCCUUGGUACUGGAUCAACAAUCUUCAGGCCGACAUCUGGAUUCGGCCUAACUUCAUCGCUGACUGCACCGACACUUUCAAGUGCAGCCCCUUCGUUUCAAUUUACCGCUCCAGCAGCUGGUGCGCAAACUACCAAACCACUUUUCGGCUUUGGUAUUGCCAACACAACCGCAACGAACCCUCUCGGUGCCUCUCCACUCUCGAAGCAGUCAACUGGAACACCAUCACUAGGCUUCACUGGUUUUGGUAGCGCAGUGUCGACGUCUGAUAAUCAGUUUGGAAAAAGAUUGGCUUUAAAACCAACAUCUCUCGUCUUCCCUAGAUCUUGAUCGCUUACGCGUUGUAUUACCUGAAAUUUUAUAUAUAAAAAUUCCAAUUUGAUUCAGUUCUUUUUUAUGUCGCGCUUGUUUUUUGCAUAGCCUUUCUUUUAUGGCUGGUAUCUGUCUA
Molecule: messenger RNA, 1389 nt
Organism: Dicrocoelium dendriticum
Lineage: Eukaryota; Metazoa; Platyhelminthes; Trematoda; Plagiorchiida; Dicrocoeliidae
Source: the annotation of a GenBank genome assembly